Messenger RNA from Giardia duodenalis, 1887 nucleotides. Its product is annotated as Ankyrin repeat protein 1. The transcript has a single exon. NCBI's taxonomy places the organism in Eukaryota, Fornicata, Diplomonadida, Hexamitidae. The coding region runs from base 1 to 1887 and encodes 628 amino acids. Gene Ontology annotation, molecular function: protein binding. The record is from RefSeq and is a predicted model, not a curated record.
AUGGAUGAGUGGUUCCUCGCGGCCCGGAAAAACGACGCAGAGCUGUUACUGUCUCGGCUAGAUGAAUGUUCUGGAAUAUUCAACAAUAAGGGAGCCACUGCUCUCAUGGUGGCGGCAGCUCAAGGAAAUCUCGAGGUCGUUGCACUUCUCAUUGAAACAGAGGGUACCAUAACGCGUCCAACCGGCUGGACAGCAUUGAUGGAGGCUGCGUACCAUGGGCAAGCACGAGUUGUGCAGAUGCUUGCCCUCGAUUUAGCUGGAAGACAGCUUAUUGAGGAAGAUGGAAUAUUCAGCAGAGGGUCGACCGCUCUGAUUGUAGCAGCAACCCUUGGGCACUGUGAGUGCGUAUCAGCUCUUUUAGAAUAUGAGAAAGAGAUCAGCCGUUGGACCGAUGAGUUCAUUCAACUCUUCAAAGGCCAAGAGGCUUGCUUGGCUACUGUGCACGACAGCGCCGGUCACACACCCCUGAUGUAUUAUGCAAUGCAUUCCCACAAAGGCUUGUUUGCCUUUGACUUACAUCGGAGGACAGAAGCAAAGCUCUCUGCAGGACGUCUGGACUUCGCAGGGUAUUCGGCUCUGAUGCACGCAGUACGCACCGACAAUAUUGACUUUCUUGCCUAUGUCUUGAGUGAGUGCCCACUGGAGCUACGAAUAAUUUCUCCUCGCUCGAGAAUGUAUUCUGCACUUAUGAUGGCCGCAGAAUUAGGAAAUCUCGAGGCAUCCGAGCUUCUUGCCUCAGAAGAAGCUGGGCUUGCAAACCCUUAUGGACUGUGUGCGCUCGAUAUUGCUAUUAUCCACGGCCAUUACGACAUCGUUCUCUUGCUUGCUCCGACAGAGGCACACAUAGCAAUUCAUAGAGGAUGUACCUGCAUUCAUACACUAGAGCCAGGAAUGACUCCCACAGACAUAGCAGCUAAAUAUGGAAGCCCAGAGAUGUUAUCGAUCCUCUCACAAAGAACUAAGCCGCCGCUAACUCUUUCAACUUUAAUGACAGGUAGUGGAGGCACACACCCUGACUCCCUAGCUCUUCUCAGAUCAGCAGUUCCUUUAUCCUCUCGACAUCACCACGAUGUUGAAUCUGAUCAAUUGUCUUUGAGAUCCUUUGCAACCAGUUCCGAAGAGCUUCCACCAGACACCAGCAAUGACUAUGGAAGCAUCGAGGAGCUUAGAGAGAAGCUGUCCAACUUGCGUGAGGCAAACACUGAGCUUCGACAGAGGUUGAAGCAGAUUGAUGAUGAGCACAAUAGAGCAAAAGGUGACUUGCAAGAGCUAGCCUUUAGUCUUAGGAAACAAGAGAAAGAGCAUUUGCAACGAGAAGAAGCCCUCAAGGAAGCUUUGCAAGCGGCGAAGGACAACUUAGAGCGCUCUGUAGGCUACUCUCAAGAGGUCUUCCAAGAAAACGAUAGUCUUAGACAGAAGCUUGCGCAUGCAAGAGAUGUUCUGAUGGCACUUCGCACAGAAAGGCAGCAGACUAAUAUCCACGACACAGCGCUCUUAGCUGAGCAUUCGCUUCUCUUAAAAGAGCUGCGCAAACUUGAGUGGACUGCACUUGGACUUCACUCAAAGGAGUCAACAAUGCGUGCUCUCAUAACACGGUUUACUAACUUCUACAAUGAGCUCACCAGGGUUGUCAAGUCAUCUUCACGACAGUCUGGAGACGAUCCACAGAGGCAUUCACAGAUAGUGUCAGGGGAUCAGACAGACUACGAGGCCAACCUUUCUCAAAUAGUUGCCGAUUUCGUCAACGAGUCUCUUGACGAGGUUGUAUUUCCGCCAACAAGAGACAGCUCGCUAUGCUUGGAGCAGAGCUCUGAGUGUAGCAUGCGCAACAUUGAGGACACUAACGAGCGCUCGGAACAUUGUCUACAAUCAGAAACACACAGCUAA